Molecule: messenger RNA, 10775 nt
Organism: Bubalus bubalis (water buffalo)
Lineage: Eukaryota; Metazoa; Chordata; Mammalia; Artiodactyla; Bovidae
Gene: MYO3B
Product: myosin IIIB
Exons: 37
Coding region: 5066-9106 (1346 amino acids)
Biological process (GO): protein phosphorylation
Cellular component (GO): myosin complex
Molecular function (GO): protein kinase activity; protein binding; ATP binding
Source: RefSeq, a predicted model, not a curated record
AAUCAAAAUUAUGUAACCUUUUCUCCAAGCUUCUCUAUACAUAUUUGUUGCUUGCCUAAAAUGCAAUUUAAGCAAUUUCUCCUAAAUGUUCUUGUUGCUUUAAAGGAAUAGUUGCUUCAAAGAAAUUACUUUCUAGUUUUCCACUGUUAAUCCAAUUAAGCUCUGUAAAGAUGCAAACCUAUAAUUCUCAUCUAUGAUAUUAUUACCAUACAAUAGCUCUGCUGUUAAAAAAUUUAUCACACAUAAUUUAUUUCUUUGUAAGAUGAUUGAACAGUAGGGUUCUCUCAGAUUUGUGGGGAAAUUAAACUCUUGGCUCAAUGUCUUUUCUCCUACUUGUUGCUGGGGACACCGAUCUUAUUUUUUAGAGGAAAAUAAGCAAGACUGCAUGGUAGCUAGCAGGUCUGUCUCCUGUUACACAUGUUUUUAAGCAUUUUCCCAACCCUCUUUUGUAAGCUCACUGAUACUUAGUCUGGGAGAUUGGGGAAAUUUUUACAGCACAAAGAUACUUUAACACUGGAGUUUCAACAAUCCCGUAGUUCUUUUUACCAACUCCACUAGAGGGCACAGUUGAGCGGGCGCUAGAUCAAAACCCUGAGUUGCUGGAAAAGGAAAGCAAAGCCUGUGAACCAAUUAUCCUUGUGAUGGAGAAAAGCAUUUGUGAAAAGUAUUUGCUCCUGUUGCAUAUAAUCUGAAAUGGAUGAAUAGAGUUGAGUUGGAGUGUCCCCACUUUUCAGCAUUUUUGACAAAAUAGAAAGAUGGAAGAACAUUUGAAAAUGUGAGUGCAAUUUGAACAAAUGUCUCUAAGGUGAAGUUGAUUGUCUUACUACUAUUCAUGUUCAUUAGCAAGUUACACACACACACACACACACACACACACACACACACACACACUGCCCUCCUCCCCUGACAGAAAUCCUUGUUGAUCAGUCUACUUCCUUUUUUUCCUCUCUCUCUGAAAAUACUUUCUAAGCGAUGUCAGUUUUCAGCCAGUUUGUGGCUCUAGUUAUAAUCCCUUGGGCUCUUUUAAUAUACUUUUCUCCCAUCGAUAUUAUCCAUUUUAUCCAAGAAACGUUUUAACAGCCCGAUGUUCAUAAAGCUUCACCUUAGAUAUUAGGAUUGAUACAGAGUGGUGAAUUGAGCUAAUAACUGUGAGAGGACGUUGUGCUUGGCAUUUUGUCCACAUUAUAUUAGUUCUUACAGCAACCCUUUUGGACAGACAUCGUAUUCCCAUUUUACUGAUGAAGAAAUUAGGCUGAAAGGCUGAUUGAUGCAAUAUCAUACAGUCAGUAAAGGGACUGGAAUUCAAAUGCUAGUUUAAAACUCUUUAGUAUUUUGCAAUAUCAAAAAUGAUUAAGGUGGCCACUGGCCACAGUGUUAGAAAUGUGCACAAACCAUAUUUCUAGGCAGACUUAAAUAAUUGUUACAAUGAAGUGCCAUGAGAAUGCCAAGAAGGAUUCAUUCCAUCUGAGAGAUCAAAGAAGGCUCAACUAAGAAGAUGGCUUUGAAAGUGGCCCUGAAGGAUGCAUAGGUUUUUAUUAAACAGGUAAAAGGGAUUGGGGCCUUCCAGGCUGAUAAGGCACAGCAGAAGCAAAGGCAGGUUAGCUGUAGGGCACACGCUAUAUCUGGGGAGUGAAGUCCUUUAAAUUCCAAAAGGAGUGUCCCCUUAGAAGUGGAGUAGGUGUCUCAUUAGGGGAGUGAUUUGUUUCAUUCGGAGGUUUGGGGCAAAGAGUGCUGUGGCACUGUGGAGGAGGGACUAAAUCUUUGAUUUAGUGGUUCAUCUGAGAAAUAAUCAGGAUCUGAGGGAAAUGGAAAGAAAACUAAGAAACUGCCAAACGGUGCUCAAAAGCCCAAUCUAGUCUAUUGGAUACUGGAGAGAAGGACAUGGGAAUUGAGUUACUGAGGCUUCUAAACUCUUACAUUUAAAAAAUUACUUUAAAUUACUUAUUUUUUAAAGUUAUUAAAUUACCGAGUGGGUGAUGAUUCUAGUCACAACAAUGGGGAGCAUGGUGGGGGACACUUUUUGUUGGCAUGCAGAGUUGAGUUCAGGCCAGUUCUGGGGUACCAUUGAGUUAUCUUAUGGUAAAUUGUCUGCAGCUUGUGAUGCAAACCUGGAAUGAGUUCUGUGAGGCCAUGAGGAGAGGACACAGUGGAUGAGGGCUGAGUAUUGGGAAUACUUCCAUUACAGGGAAAUGUGGGGUCUGGUUACUGUGGGGUACGUGGUAGUACUUGUUAGAUUAGGCAAGUCGAUGUCACUGACUAAGGGACUAAGGAGCUUGAGGAUUGCAACUUGUCUCUUAGUGAAUAGGAGGCCAGAGAUAAGUGUCUGGGCCAGAGUGGGGGAGAUGCAGAGUAGAAGAUGAGGAAGACUGUGCAGGAGUUCUGGGGGCAAUGGAGCAGGAAAUUAAAAUCUCUUUCUGCUUAAGAGCUCUGCCUCUCAUGGGCGCUACCAGCAAAUGUGGGAGGUCCCCAACCAAGAUUCCCUGACACACUGGAAAUUUUGGCUUAUUGACAAUUAAGUCUUCUUCCACUUUCUUCACACCCACCUCCCUGGGUGUGCUCCCAGACAAGGCUUUUAAUUCACCCUUUAUUUACUGUUGUCUUUCUUAAAAGCAAUCUCUGACUACAAAGGGUAGCAAGAGGUAGAUCUUUGUGGUGAUGGAAUAGUUCUGUAUUUGUAGUAGCAGUUACACAAAUCCACAUGAGACAAAGUGACACCCACACAUUUACCAAUGCCUUUUUCCUAGUAUUGAUAUCAUACUAUUGUUUGGGGUGAGGAUAUUGGGUUGUCUCUGUACUAGCUUUGCAACUUCUUGUAAAUCUCUAAUUUUUAAGGCAAGUGAUUCUGUUCAGUCCAUCUCUCUUUGAUAUCUUUGUUUUAGACCUAUUGACAACAAAUUUGAGGCCCUUCUCAAUACCCUUUAAUUGUGUUUAAGUGUCAACCUUGAAGUUUUUUUUUUUUUUUAAUUCCUUGGAUUCAGUUCCUUUUGCUUCCAGAUCUGACUGGCUAGCCUCCAACUCUAAUGAUAGUCCAUCUCCCACCAUUAUACUUAUUUUACUAUUUUGAAAAAGAAAAACAUACUAUCAAAAAGGUAUACUUGCAUGUGUCCACAUAUAUAAGUUUAUAGGACAACGGUUCACCAGUUAAGGGGUUUAACAAUGGCUAGAUGGGCUUUUUUUUUUUAACUCACCCAUCCACCAUGUUUAUGUAUGUUCUAUGUUCUUGUAUUCUGUCCAAAAGAUCCUUACUCAGACAAUCUUCCACCUUUUACUGUAAGAAAAUAGAACAGUAACAGAAAUAACUGCCCCAAGAUGAUUCAACCAGUGAAUUAGGCCAAAGGCUAAAUUAAAAUUUUCAGGUCUUUCAACUGUAACUGUUUACUAAAUUAGUCACUUAAAAAAAAGAGCUUACCAAUAUUUAUGAUAAGGACCAAGUGAAAACCAGAUAGUGCGCCUGAAAGAAGUAUCAGACAUUUCUAUAUUCUCUGUGGGGAUUGAUGAUAGGAAGUAGGAUAGAGUAUUAUAGAGGUGUUUCAUGUAUUUAUUUAUGUUAAAGCAACAUGUAUUUAUUGAGGGCCUUAAAUUCAAGACCCUGUGUUAGCUGUUCCUGGGAAAACAAAGAAGUAAAAUGUCCAUGUUCUCAUGGAGGUUAUAGUGUGGUUGGUGAAACAUUAAUUUUCCUAUAAACAGUAAUUAGCAAUGCAAUUAUAGUAUGAAUUACAAAUGGCUAGUAUAGUAAAAACAGACAACUAUAAAUGUAGUAUAGUAAAAAAUAAUCUUUAAAAACUUCCUAAGAUUGGAGACACUGAUGUUGAGGAAUAUGGACCUUGAAGGAGGAGAAAGGGAACAGAGAUAUUUAAUACAAGAGAGGAGAGGAAAGUGAAGACUAAUGUUCUCAAUCUCCUGGGAGGAAAGAGAAAGUAAUUGUUAAAAGCACAGAUGUUUCUUCUGCUUACUUUGGAGUUAAUUUACUCUUCUUUUUUUAGUUUCCUAGGAUGGAAACUUAAAUUAUCAAUUUUAGAUCUUUCUUCUUUUCUAAUAAACAGUCAAUGCUAUAAAUUUAUCUCUAAGCACUGCUUUUGCUGUGUCCCAGAAGUUUUGAUAAGUUGUGUUUCCAUUUUCUUUAGUUCAAAAUACUUUAAAAUUUCUCUUGAGACUUCUCUGAAUACUGUGUUACUUAGAACUGUGUUGUCUAAUUUCCACAUAUUUUGGGAUUUUCUGAUUGUCUUUCUGUUACUGCUUUCUAGUUUAAUUCCCUGGGGUCUGAGGGAAACCUUGUAUGAUUUCUGGUGUUUUACAAUUGUUAAAGUGUGUUUUAUGGCCCAGAAUGUGGUCUGUCUGGUAAAUGUUCCAUAGGAGCUUGAGAAGAUUGUGUCUUCUGCUGUGGUUGGGUGCAGCAGUCUGAGAUGUCAGUUAUAGCCAGUUGAUCAAUGGUGUGGUUGAGUUCAGCUGUGUCCUGACUUUCUGCCGGCUGGUCCUGUCUAUAUCUGAGAGAGGGGAGUUGAAGUUUCCAGCUGCGAUAGUGUGUUCAAACAUUUCUCCUUGCAGUUCUACUAGUUUUUUUUUGUUUGUUUGUUUAUCUACUGUUAGGCAUGACACAUUAAAAAUUGUUACAUCUUCUUAAAGCAUUAACCCCUUUACCAUUAUAUAAUGCUCUUCUUUAUCCCUGGUCUCUUUCCUUAGUUUUAAAACUGCUCUGUCUGAAAGUAGUAUAGCUACUCCUGCUUUCUUUUCAUUAGUGUUAGCAUGGAAUCUUCUCCAUCCAUUUACUUUUCAUCUACACAUCCUUAAAUUUAAGGUAAAGAACCGGCUGCAAUGCAGGAGACACAGGAGACGCGGGUUCGAUCCCUGAGUGAGGAAGAUCCAUUGGUGGAGGAAAUGACAACCUACUCCAGUAUUCUUGCCUGGAGAAUCCCAUGGGCUGAGGACCCUAGCGGGCUACAACUCAAAGAGUCACAAAGAUUCUGAGAGAACUGAACACCUAAGCAGCACACUAAGGACUUGUUAAAGAGGGUACAGUACUCUGGCGCAUUUCAAAAUAGUUCCUCUUCCUCCCCCUGCCAGUCGUAUGAGGGAUUUUUCUCCUGUAGUUCCGGUGGGAACCAGGUCAAACUUCUGGAGGAGACAUCUGUAUGGAUUGUUUCAUUAUAACGCCACAAUGCUUGGACUUGAAUCACUUCCAGAUCCCACAGAUACCUGGGAAAUUAUAGAGACCAUAGGUAAAGGCACCUAUGGCAAGGUCUACAAGGUGACUAAUAAGAGAGAUGGGAGCCUGGCUGCAGUAAAAAUUCUAGAUCCAAUCAGUGAUAUGGAUGAAGAGAUUGAGGCAGAAUACAACAUUUUGCAGUUUCUCCCGAAUCAUCCCAAUGUUGUAAAGUUUUACGGAAUGUUUUACAAAGCGGAUCACUGUGUGGGAGGACAGCUGUGGCUGGUCCUGGAGCUGUGUAAUGGGGGCUCAGUCACCGAGCUUGUCAAAAGUCUACUUAGGUGCAACCAGCGGUUGGACGAAGCAGUGAUCUCAUACAUCUUAUACGGGGCCCUCUUGGGCCUUCAGCAUUUGCACAAUAACCGAAUCAUCCACCGUGAUGUCAAGGGGAAUAACAUUCUUCUGACAACAGAAGGAGGAGUUAAGCUCGUUGACUUUGGUGUCUCAGCUCAACUCACCAGCACACGUCUACGGAGAAACACAUCUGUCGGCACCCCAUUCUGGAUGGCCCCCGAGGUCAUUGCUUGUGAGCAGCAGUAUGACUCUUCCUAUGACGCUCGCUGUGACGUCUGGUCCUUGGGGAUCACAGCUAUUGAAUUGGGGGACGGAGAUCCUCCCCUCUUUGACAUGCAUCCUGUGAAAACGCUGUUUAAGAUUCCAAGAAAUCCUCCACCUACUUUACUUCAUCCGGAAAAAUGGUGUGAAGAAUUCAACCACUUCAUUUCACAGUGUCUCAUUAAAGAUUUUGAAAAGCGACCUUCGGUCACACAUCUCCUCGACCACCCAUUUAUUAAAGGAGUCCACGGGAAGCUUUUGUUUCUGCAGAAGCAGCUGGCUAAGGUCCUCCAAGACCAGAAGCAUCUAAAUCCUGUUGUUAAAACCAGGCAUGAAAGGAUGCACACCAAAAGACCCUAUCAUGUGGAAGAUGCUGAAAAAUACUGCCUUGAGGAUGACUUGGUCAAUAUGGAGGUCCUGGAUGAGGAUACAAUUAUUCAUCAGCUGCAGAAGCGUUAUGUGGACUUACUUAUUUACACAUAUGUUGGAGAUAUCUUAAUUGCCUUAAACCCCUUCCAGAAUCUAAGCAUAUACUCUCCACAGUUUUCCAGACUGUAUCAUGGAGUGAAACGUGCCUCAAAUCCCCCCCACAUAUUUGCAUCAGCAGAUGCUGCUUACCAAUGCAUGGUUACUUUCAGCAAAGACCAGUGCAUUGUCAUCAGCGGAGAAAGUGGCUCUGGGAAGACGGAAAGUGCCCACCUGAUCGUUCAGCAUUUGACUUUCUUGGGAAAGGCAGAUAAUCAGACCUUGAGAGAAAAAAUUCUGCAAGUCAACUCUCUGGUGGAAGCCUUUGGAAAUGCAUGCACUGCCAUCAAUGACAACUCCAGCCGUUUUGGAAAAUAUCUGGAAAUGAUGUUUACACCAACUGGAGCUGUGAUGGGAGCAAGAAUCUCUGAAUAUCUCCUUGAAAAAUCCAGAGUUAUAAAACAGGCAGCAGGAGAGAAAAAUUUUCACAUAUUUUACUAUAUUUAUGCUGGUCUUUAUCACCAAAAGAAACUUUCUGAGUUCCGACUUCCUGAGGAAAAGCCUCCUAGGUACAUAGCUGAUGAAACUGGAAGGGUGAUGCAUGACAUAACUUCCAAGGAGUCUUACAGAAGACAGUUUGAAGCAAUUCAGCAUUGCUUCAGGAUUAUAGGAUUCACUGACAAGGAGGUGCACUCAGUGUACAGGAUAUUAGCUGGGAUUUUGAAUAUUGGAAACAUUGAGUUUGCAGCUAUUUCCUCUCAGCAUCAAACUGAUAAAAGUGAGGUGCCCAAUGCAGAAGCCUUGGAAAAUGCUGCCUCGGUUCUCUGCAUCAGCCCUGAAGAGCUCCAGGAGGCUCUCACCUCACACUGCGUGGUCACCCGGGGCGAGACCAUCAUCCGCGCCAACACUGUGGACAGGGCCUCGGACGUCAGAGACGCCAUGUCCAAAGGCCUGUAUGGGAGGCUUUUCAGCUGGAUCGUAAAUCGCAUCAAUACACUCCUGCAGCCAGACAAAAACAUAUGUACUGCAGAUGAUGGUAUGAAUGUGGGGAUCUUGGACAUUUUUGGAUUCGAAAACUUUCAGAGAAAUUCAUUUGAGCAGCUCUGCAUAAAUAUCGCCAAUGAGCAAAUUCAGUACUAUUUCAAUCAGCGUGUUUUUGCUCUCGAGCAGAUGGAGUAUCAGAACGAGGGCAUUGACGCUACACCCGUGGAGUAUGAGGACAAUCGCCCCCUCUUGGAUAUGUUCCUCCAGAAACCCCUGGGACUGCUUGCACUUUUGGAUGAGGAAAGUCGGUUUCCUCAGGCAACGGACCAGACCCUAGUCGAUAAAUUUGAAGAUAAUCUUCGAUGCAAAUACUUCUGGAGGCCCAAAGGAAUGGAGCUGUGCUUUGGCAUUCAGCACUAUGCUGGAAAGGUAUUAUAUGAUGCUUCUGGGGUUCUUGAGAAAAACAGAGACACUCUCCCUGCUGAUGUGGUGGUCAUACUGAGGGCAUCAGAAAACCAGCUUCUCCAGCAACUCUUCUCAAUCCCUUUGACUAAAACAGGUAACUUGGCCCAGACAAGAGCCAGGAUAACAGCGGCCUCAAGAUCUUUGCCUCCGCAUUUCAGUUCUGGGAGACUCAAGGUGGACACUCUGGAGGUGAUACGGCAUCCGGAAGAAACCACCAACAUGAAGGGGCAAACCAUGGCUUCUUACUUUCGGUAUUCUCUGAUGGAUCUGCUCUCUAAAAUGGUGGUGGGACAGCCCCACUUUGUACGCUGCAUCAAGCCCAAUGAUGACCGAGAGGCCCUGAAGUUCUCCACAGACAAAGUGCGGGCCCAGCUCCGCUCCACGGGCAUCCUAGAGACAGUCAGCAUCCGCCAGCAGGGGUAUUCUCACCGCAUCCUCUUUGAGGAGUUUGUGAAAAGGUAUUAUUACUUGGCAUUCAGAGCACAUCAAACACCUCUUGCUAGCAAAGAGAGUUGCAUCGCUAUCUUGGAAAAGUCCAGAUUAGAUCACUGGCUGCUGGGAAAAACAAAGGUUUUUCUCAAGUAUUAUCAUGUCGAGCAGUUAAAUUUGCUGCUGCGGGAAGUCAUAGGCAGAGUGGUUGUGCUGCAGGCCUAUGCCAAGGGGUGGCUGGGAGCCAGGAGAUACAGAAGAGUCAGAGAGAAGAGACAGAAGGGGGCUAUUGCCAUCCAGUCAGCCUGGAGAGGAUAUGAUGCUCGGAGGAAAUUUAAGAAAAUAAGCAACAGAAGGAGUGAGUCUGCUGUUCAUAUUCACGCAGGGUGCCCUUCAGACCAAAGCAGUGAUCCACAGCCCACCAUCACAGGGGGUCCCAGCGGAACUGCGCAGGGUCAGUUCUCCAGCGAGCCUGGUGACCACAAAGUUCUGAGGGGCUCUGGCGAUCAUAAAAGCAGCCUACAAGCAGAAUCCGGCAAUGGCCAUGCAGAGGCUUCAAGCACCUCUCCUGUCACUGAGAAAAAUUGGCAUUCACAAGCCCAGAGUUCUUCCAAAGGGUAUGAUGUCUUCGCAGGACACUCAAAUAAGAUAUGCCAUACUGCUCCAGAUUGCCCAGGACUGAGUCCUUCGAGGGGAGCCCCUGCAAAAUCUGAUUCAGAAAAUGGUCUUGCACAGAAGCAGCGAACACCUCGCCGAAGAUGUCAGGAGCCCAAAAUGUUGAGUAGCCCUGAGGACACCAUGUACUAUAACCAGUUAAAUGGAACUCUAGAAUAUCAAGGGAGCAAGAGGAAGCCAAGAAAACUUGGCCAAAUCAAAGUGCUUGAUGGAGAAGAUGAAUAUUACAAAUCUCUGUCACCUGUGGACUCUAUCCCUGAGGAAGACAACUCAGUCCACCCUUUCUUUUUUUCUUCAUCUUCAAAAGGGGCAUCUUUUGCUCAGCACUGAGCUAUACUUCCUGCCUCCCAAGUCUGUUGAGGACACCUUCAUCACCUUGACGGUAAAAAGAAAGGAAUGAACUGGAAAGAAAAUUUGGACUCAUCAGAGUUCGUGUCACAUCAUUUUGUAGCUGUCCAUUCCCUGGUUGACUGUCUCCAUGAGGCCGUGAGUAGCUGCAGAGGAAGUAUCUUGUCUCAUCCAUCUUUGUGGCCACAGAGUCUAGCACAGUGCCCAGCACAGGGAGGACAUGCCCACCUUGAGUGAGUGGAGAGAUUUAGUUACACAAACAUAUCUGAAGUUACUUUCAAUUAUAUGUGAUAUAGGAUUGAUCACUUUUCUUAUACCAUAAGCUCUGAUUUUUCACUGAAGCUUGGACUAGUCCUAUUUAAUCAUAUUAUACCAUAUAUGACUCAGUGUGAUCCAAUGCAACAAACUCUUUUGAGUAACUACUCUGUGCAAAACAAUAUGUGAGACUGCUGUGUGAUAUGAAAAUCCAACAAGACCCUUUCUCUAGAAAAGAUGUUCUUUAUAUUCUUUCUACUUUAAACAUAUUUGGCAGAUAGUACACAUGGGAGUACCUAAAUUUUGACAAAAAUAUACUUGAGGAAAUAGAAAAAAUAAUUGUUACCAAAGUUUUAAAGGGGAGAGUUCUAAUAAGCAUUUUACAAACAUAAAUGAUGAAAUGAGGCAUUUAAAGAUCUCAGAAAUUGUAAUGUUACAAGAAAAAGAAAUAGAGCCAAUUAUUCAAUAGUUAAACUUUACUGUUUAAAAAAUGAGUCUUGAUCUUUUUUCCAGAUCUUCACCCUAAAUGUAUGUUCAUAAGGUAUGCAAAUAGAGCAGAAACACAAAUGCAUUUUAUUUUAUUGUUUAAAAUAUAGUAUAUAGAGUAUAUAGAUUUUAACAUUAUUAUUAAUAUGAGUAGUUUGGGCAAUUUCACUUUCAUCAUUGAUACAUCUACUUUUGAUUUGAUAAUGUUAGCUGUUCAAACUGUUGAAUAUAAAUGAUCGUAAUCUCCCACUUGUCUGUGUACAAUUGUAUACACAGGCUUGUUUCUAAUUAAAAUAUAUCCAUAAAUAAAGUUUAAAAGGAAAUAGAAGUAAUUAUAAAAUCAUAAUUCAGAAGCUCUAAAAUACCUGGUCACACAGAAUAACUGCUUCGGUAAUAUCAUAGCUCCUGACAGUACUUUAGAAAUGAUGCUCAUUAUCAGUCAUUGCAUAGAGAAGACAGACUACAGAUGUUACUCUUUGACUAGUUAAAAUGCCACAAACUCAAAGAGCAUUCUUAAAUCUUUAGAUGAGAAUGAUGCAAACUGGAAUCUCAUAGAUGUCUUACUAGAUUUAUGAAGGUAAUGUGCAUAUAGCAAAAACAAAGCAAAAGUCAAAACAGUCCAGAGCAUUCUUCUUCUCAAUGCCCCAAACUUAGUCCCUCUCCCAGAAGCAGUCGUUUUUAAAAAUUAUUUCUAAUUCUUUUAAUGGUUUCCAUCAUGUGUCUGAAUAAUUUGCUUUGAUGUUGAUUUGUCAUUUUAGACAAUAUCUACUCUCCCCUCUAUGAAAGAUGUGCAUUUAUGUCAAUUUCUUCACCCCUCUCUUCUUCCAGUGCUUACAAUUCUGUGUUUAAAUUGUUGUUGAUUACCUUUUAAACUUUAAAUUAUGUAAUUAAAUACCUAUUUUUUGUGCCA